CCCUUUUGUAUGUUUUCAUUUAUAUAUAUUUGCCCAUAUAUAUAUACAAACACCUCCCUUCUCUAUCAACCCAUAAUCCAUUAACCUCUCUGUCCUUUAACAUCAAAUUUGAGAGUUCUUUCUCUCUUUCAUGGCCAACCAAGAAGAGGGUAUCAAGCUCUUUGGAACAAGAAUUACUUUACAUGCCAGACAAGUAAAAGAAGAUCAAAACAAAGAAAAUCCAACAACGCCGCCUGAUAAGAGGCCAGACAAGAUCAUACCCUGCCCUAGAUGCAAAAGCAUGGAGACUAAGUUUUGCUACUUCAACAACUAUAAUGUUAACCAACCCAGACACUUCUGCAAAGGUUGCCAGAGGUACUGGACAGCCGGCGGGGCUCUUCGUAAUGUUCCUGUAGGUGCCGGUCGUCGGAAAGCCAAGCCACCAGGCCGUGGUGGUCUUGGUGGGUUUCCAGAAGGGUAUUUGUACGAUGGCUCUAAUGGAGUACUGCAUCAAUUUGACUUCGAUAAUGGUGUGCUUGUGGAGGAGUGGCAGAUGGCCUCUCACGGUGAUUUCCGGCAUGUUUUCCCCGUCAAGCGUAGGAAGAACAACUCAGUUGAACAUGAAGCACAAUGAUCACUCGUACUUGGCUCUUGAUCAGAGAGAUGUAAAUUAACAGCUGACAAUAGGGGUUUGAUGUAAAAAUAUGAGUAGUUUCAGAUCAACAAUCCGAUCAUCAGCAUGCUAUAUAUCCAGUUUAAUCAAAUUUGAAGCUAUGAACCGAAAAUCAACAGAUAUUGCAGAUGAUCAUAUAAUCUUGAUCAAUGUAAGAAAGUUGAUCCAACGGAUACACAUGAUUAGUAUUGACUUGAAUGCAAUGGACGAAGCAAAGAUUUCUUGCAUAGAUCAGAAAUUGUAUCUGUAAAUAUGAUUAAAUCUUAAGAAAAAAAUAAUUUCUUGGUAA
Messenger RNA from Jatropha curcas, 941 nucleotides. Its product is annotated as Dof-type zinc finger DNA-binding family protein. The record is from RefSeq and is a predicted model, not a curated record. Gene Ontology annotation, molecular function: DNA-binding transcription factor activity; DNA binding. Gene Ontology annotation, biological process: regulation of DNA-templated transcription. NCBI's taxonomy places the organism in Eukaryota, Viridiplantae, Streptophyta, Magnoliopsida, Malpighiales, Euphorbiaceae.